UCAAUGAUUUUACCUUGUAAUGUUUUUAUCAUGCUUUCAUCGAUGUCAAUUGCAGCACAUAUAAGAAUUUCCUGAAUGGCACGAGUGUUUACGAGGCGCUCUCGUUGGAAAUAUACCACCCAGAACAUUCAUUCACUCAAGUACAGCAUAUUUGACACUCAUAACCGAGUUCGCCGGAAAGAUGAAUGGGGAAUUCUUGUAUGCAGAAUGGAAAGUGCGGAAUUUUCAUAUGCAGGCGCUACUCGCAACACCAAUUCCUCUCGGAAAAAGCAAACCAACGCUUUUCGCCUUCCGUCUUUGCCAUCUUUGACCCUACUUGGUUAUAAUUCAUCUAAAACGUGCUACAUCUUUUAUAUUUGGGUACUGAAUACACCUAAAAUAAUAAAAACUUCAAGAAAUCUUUGGGAAUUAUGCUAUUGUUCUGCCCGACUUUUGGUAUUAUAUUAAUGGUUGAACAGGAUACAGCAGGGUACCGAUUUUCAGGCAAUACCUGCCCAUAUAUAUGUAAUAUUAAACGAAAAAUUUCAACUCGAACAUUUCCACGAUUGAAGGAAGUUGAUCAUAUCAUGGGUGGUGCAGCCGCAUUGAAAAUGUAGAUUCCACCCAAGCUGAAUGUCCUGCGUGCUCUCAAAAAAUCUUA
Messenger RNA from Rhagoletis pomonella (apple maggot), 640 nucleotides. RefSeq lists its product as uncharacterized. The transcript is spliced from 3 exons. Lineage: Eukaryota; Metazoa; Arthropoda; Insecta; Diptera; Tephritidae. Bases 76 to 447 code for a protein of 123 amino acids. The record is from RefSeq and is a predicted model, not a curated record.